Sycon ciliatum is the source of this 1555-nucleotide messenger RNA. RefSeq names its product eukaryotic translation initiation factor 4E-1A-like. Gene Ontology annotation, molecular function: RNA 7-methylguanosine cap binding; translation initiation factor activity. Gene Ontology annotation, cellular component: cytoplasm; eukaryotic translation initiation factor 4F complex. Lineage: Eukaryota; Metazoa; Porifera; Calcarea; Leucosolenida; Sycettidae. The transcript has a single exon. The record is from RefSeq and is a predicted model, not a curated record. The coding region runs from base 126 to 755 and encodes 209 amino acids. Gene Ontology annotation, biological process: translational initiation.
UACAUGUUUGUUUGCACUUUUUCUUGGAAAGACGAAGAGUCAGUUGUUGGUUGUGACUUUAUAUCCUUGACAGUUCAGGUUUUUGCUGGAGGAAGUUCGUUUCCUCUCCACUCGGCAAGCCUAAAAUGAUGUCGGAUGAGAAACGUAGUGAUGCGUGUGAAAAGACGGACCAGGACGGUGAUGUACUUGCUGCUUUGGACUCUAGCUACGUAAAACAUCCGUUACACAACGGCUGGGACUGGUGGUUUUUCAAGAACGAUAAGUCUCGUGAGUGGAGGACGAAUUUGAAGCAGAUCACAGUUUUUUCUACCGUAGAAGAUUUCUGGGCUCUUCACAAUCAUAUCCAGCCUGUCUCCAAUCUUCCUGCCGGAUGUGAUUACAUGCUUUUCAAGACAGGAAUUGAACCUACGUGGGAGGAUUCCGCAAAUAAACGCGGUGGUCGCUGGCUAAUGCAGACGGGCAAGACAGUUCGUGCUGAAAAGCUGGACACUUAUUGGCUCGAAAUUCUACUACUCCUGGUCGGCGAAGGAUUCGGUGAUGAUGCAGAUUGUGUGAAUGGAGUUGUAGUACAGAUUCGUGCCAAAAUGGACAAAUUGGCUCUGUGGACCAAAACUACAGACAAGCAGCAAAAUGAUCGAAUUGAGCGGAGAUUUCGUGAAGUCUUGAAAUUGCCCUCGAGUAUUACAACACACUUUGAGCCUCAUCAGGAUGCGUUGAAGAGCAUUUCAGCACCUAGAAAGCCAUUCUCCAAAUAGAUGCUGCUAUAAUGGCUGCUUCUAUUACUGCUUGUCAGCCAAGGAGAGAGCUUGCCAUGACGUUAAGACGUUCUCGACCGAGUAUUGUACUGGCAUGGAGAGAGUCAUGUUGCCGAAAUAUACUCAACUGAGGUACUUUGGAGUAUUCUGCUGCCAUAAUGAUAUUACGAUGGCCCAGUUUGUGUCUUUGUUCUGUGGUUUCCGAUGUUUGUGGAAAUUUGGACCAGUCUUCGGCUCGACUAUUUAUUGUUUACUCUAUUUUUUACAAUCCUCUUGUGCUGUGUGCAUUUGCUGCAUUGGUACGUAGUGUCAUGGUGUACGUUGGCAAUUUCUUUCUCGUUCUCAGCCACGUUUUCUGAAGUGCCCUCUACGAAAAUCUCCACUUGCACUGUAUUGAAAGUGUGGGUUCUCAACCAUGUUGUCUUGAUGACACUACCCUAGUAGGAGAGCCCUCUGGUUCUUUACCACAAUAACUGCUAGUUCUCCGACUUCAGACUCCCUGGUAGCUCUCAUUCGGCAUUUACCGCUGUAGUUUGAUAAAUUCAUAUUCUUUUUCUGUUUUCAUUUUUUUAACUAACACAUGCUCAUUUGCUAUACAGUAAUUUGGGUUGAGGGUUCCGUGCUUUUUGUUGUCUCUUUUUACCUUUUUUAUCUUUUAUUCUGCGUGCACCUCAAUGCACUCCAAGAGUGCAUGGGGAUGCUCUAUCUAAGCAGGCUGCAGGUUCUUUUCUGUCUGCCAUUGUUAUUUUGAGUUCAGGCUACAAGAAACACCCGAAAGCACGUGUCCAUUGCACACUGUA